AUGCAACCUCUGUUAAAGUAACGAUGGCUUCACUACAUAACGUUACCAUCCUACUGUGUUUUACUGCGUUAUCCUACGUUGUGUCUGAUGAUAGUUAUGAAAAUAGAAAAGUUGCGCUAAGAGAGUACAUAGAGAAAAAGAAGAAGGAGAUUAAUCCCAGGUAUCGGCCUUCAUACCAUCUUGCACCGCCAGUUGGAUGGAUGAACGAUCCGAAUGGAUUCUCUUACCGUAAUGGAGAAUUCCAUCUUUUCUUCCAAUACUACCCUUAUGACAGUGUUGUAGGCCCGAUACACUGGGGUCACUCGUCCAGUCCCGACCUCGUAAAUUGGAAGGAACUGCCUACGGCAUUAUUGCCUGAAACCGAACAAUGUUUCUCUGGAAGUGCUAUUACGGAGAAUAAUACGAUGAUACUCAUUUAUACAGGCCGCAGGAACGCCAGUGUCGAACCUUUUUUUAACGAGAGCCAGUACCUCGCCUACAGUACCGAUGGAGUCGACUUUCAAAAAGAUAAUAAUAAUCCUGUUCUUACCGAAUCACCGAACGGGGCUCCCGAUUUCCGAGACCCAAAAGUAUGGAAAUACGGAAACAAUUUCUACGUUGUUAUUGGAACCAGGAAUACGGACAAUCGAGGACAAGUCCUGUUGUACAAAUCGAAAGAUAUGAAAAAUUGGGAAUAUUUAACAGUUUUAGACGAGUCUAAAGGUGACUUGGGAUAUAUGUGGGAGUGUCCAGACUUUUUUGAACUUGACGGAAAAUUCGUACUACUUAUGUCACCACAAGGAAUGCAAUCACAAGGAGACAGGUACAAAAACACUUUUCAAAAUGGCUAUAUAAUUGGAAGCUUCAAUUAUACUACUAAUAAAUUUGUGAGGGAAGUAGAGUUCCAAGAAAUAGACUAUGGACAUGAUUUUUAUGCCGCGACAACUACCGCAGUGAAUGGAACGCGUUAUAUAGUUGCGUGGAAUAGUAUGUGGGAGGUAUCACAUCCUGAAGCCGUCGAUGGCUGGGUAGGGCAAAUGACACUACCCAGAAAACUAACCAUAUCUAACAAUCGAAUCCUUAUGAAACCUGUUGAGGCGGUAGUCAAUUUGAGAAAUGGAGUAGCAGUGGAUGGCAAUAUUGGAAUUAAUGAGGUUAGAGAAUUCGGGAAGGCAGUGGAGCUGUUUAUUGAUAGUGAUUUAAAUCAGACAGUGAACUUAUUAUUGGACGGUCGAGAUGGCGGUGGUAAUGUUCGCCUUCGCUGGAACCCUGCGGAUCGCAAGGUCGUCCUAAACAGAGAUUCCGGUGAUGUCAGACAGGUGGAAUGGUCUCCUAUCAACUCUCGUACUUGGCGAGUUUUUCUGGACGCUAGCAGUAUAGAACUUUUCUGUGGCGAAGGUGAGGUGGUAUUCAGUAGUAGAGUGUACCCUCUUGGGGGAUGGAAGCUGACCAAUCAGAGCCCACAAUCAGUUCACGUCAAAGCGUUCAACUUGAAAAAUAAUAGUGGAAUCAUUGGUCAAGAAAAUGGAUUUCGGUUGUUUAUAUUUGUAAUAAUUUCUAAUAUUUUUGUAAUUAGCUUAAGUUAUUAAUUUUAUAAUUAUUGUUUUGUUAUAAAUAUUUUAAUUCAUAAAAUAUAAUAAUAUAUAUUGUACGUUUAUUUAUGGGUUUUAUUAUGGUUUUAUUAAAAAUAAAGGAAAUAGGUGAAUGUAAUUUCCGAUAAUAGAAUUUAGAUUUUAUUUUGAUUCAAUUAUUAUUUUCUUCUUAGUUCGUGACUUUCCCUGUAAUAACUAUUUUAAUUUUUACAAAUAUUUCAAGAAAGUCUUACUUACUACGUACUUAUUACAUUUUCACUCUAGAGCAAAUUAAAUUUCAAGAAUUGUUUUGUAUUUUUAAAGUUGAGAAAUGUCGUAUAUUAAUAUUCGAUUUUUAUGUCAAUAAAAUUAUUUAAAUAAAUUAUUUUACAUAAAGCUUAAAA
This is a messenger RNA of Melitaea cinxia (Glanville fritillary), 1954 nucleotides long. Its product is annotated as sucrose-6-phosphate hydrolase-like. NCBI's taxonomy places the organism in Eukaryota, Metazoa, Arthropoda, Insecta, Lepidoptera, Nymphalidae. The transcript has a single exon. Gene Ontology annotation, cellular component: cytoplasm. The record is from RefSeq and is a predicted model, not a curated record. Gene Ontology annotation, molecular function: beta-fructofuranosidase activity. Gene Ontology annotation, biological process: carbohydrate metabolic process. The coding region runs from base 24 to 1568 and encodes 514 amino acids.